AUGGAUCGGCUUCAUCGAGCCAAGUACAACCUAAGCUCGAUAGUAGCAAGGUUGGGUCAGCACCACAGGAGUCCUGAGACUCGUGUGUCUCCUCCAACCUCGACUCUCCCGCUGUCGCUUGCCGGUCACCAUCUGUUGGUUGCAGCGCUUAGUAUAAUCAGUUAUGAUAUCCGUCUCCUCUUACCACACAUCCUGCAUACCACUCAAUUUUCGACGCUCCGUGUCGUUCGUCGUUCGUUUCAUUCCACCACCACGCCUAGGAGCUGGGAAGGCCAAUUUAUCAGAUUUGAAGUCAUCAGCGGCAAAGAUAUCGACGUCCCUUCCCAGCGCAUUCCCGCAGGCAUUUACAUAUCCAUCAAUAUCAAAUCGGAGGAGACGCUAUGCGUCGCGCAAAAUAUCACUGGAAUUAGGGCAUCCUUCGAGCUCGAUCGAAUGCUGGGCAAUGGAGAAGUUAUUGGACUUCAAACGUUGUGGGACGAGCUGAUCGGUCACGGAAAUGAGCCUUUUGGUGGAUAUCUAUAUCGAUGCUGUUCUUACACUUUCGGCCCUGAUCAGAGCUCGGCAGGCGAUGACGACGCGUGUCACUCAGACCUUCGCAGCGAUCGGACAAAGUCAACCGGGCGCAGGGCAAGGCGAGGCGAGUUUCUCGUCACUGUCGACAGAGACGAAGCCACACUUGGCACGCUGUGGGUGGUCGACGACGCUUAUUCGAGCUGA
Molecule: messenger RNA, 717 nt
Organism: Suillus clintonianus
Lineage: Eukaryota; Fungi; Basidiomycota; Agaricomycetes; Boletales; Suillaceae
Exons: 7
Coding region: 1-717 (238 amino acids)
Source: RefSeq, a predicted model, not a curated record